AUGUUUGUUCCUGUGGCCAGUAACCUGUGUCGCAUCGUUGAAUCAGAUGAUGAAAGUGAUUCUGGUGAAGAGACAACUGUUAUUUAUCAAUCUUCAAGUACCUUUGCUUCACAAGUAUUUACUCCAACAAAUAUUCGCGAUAAUUCUCCUAGUCAACUACAUAAAAUAGCUAAAGCACCUAUUAGAAGGUCUCAAUCAGCGUUUAUUGUUCCCUUGACUGUUGUAUUAGAUUUAGAUAACACUUUAAUCUGCAGUUCAAAGGAACCCAGCUCCUCUUUUGAUUUUAAUAUUGCUGUACCAGACGGAAAUGGUGAUAUUGAAACGGUCUACGUUACAAAACGACCUCGUUUAGAUGGUUUUCUAACUAAAUUGUGCCAAAUUUCUACACCAUAUCUCUUUUCAUCAGGAGAUAAGGUUUAUGUUGACCAAGUCAUGUCAUUUAUUGAUCCUUUGGGUCAAAUUUUUAGCAAAGUUUUUUACAGAGAAUCUUGCAAAUUGGCGACCCCUGGAGUGUACAUCAAGGAUCUGUCAGUGGUCGGCACAUAUUUGCCUCGUACUUGUUUGGUUGAUGACCAACCAGAAUCUUUCGGAGAACAAACCGAAAAUGGCGUUAAGAUUACACAAUUCAAUGGUGAUCCACAUGAUCGUGAGCUCGAUACUUUACUUACAAUCCUUGAAAAGCUCAGAACAUUCGAUGAUGUUCGACCAAUUCUUAGAAGAGUUAAUCAUAAGUAA
Trichomonas vaginalis G3 is the source of this 735-nucleotide messenger RNA. Its product is annotated as phosphoprotein phosphatase protein. Lineage: Eukaryota; Parabasalia; Trichomonadida; Trichomonadidae. The transcript has a single exon. Gene Ontology annotation, molecular function: phosphoprotein phosphatase activity. Bases 1 to 735 code for a protein of 244 amino acids. The record is from RefSeq and is a predicted model, not a curated record.